GCGGGAGUGCGGUACUCUAUCGAUCAUGCAGCGGAGGUUGUCGCUGCUAAUAUCACGGCUACGGUCAAUGUGUUCGAACUAGCGAGGAAGCGGAAUAUCAAAAAAGUCGUGGCAGCUAGCUCGUCAAGCGUCUAUGGCGACUCAUCUACCCCGCCCUUCAAGGA
Messenger RNA from Perkinsus marinus ATCC 50983, 164 nucleotides. Its product is annotated as udp-glucuronate 5-epimerase, putative. The record is from RefSeq and is a predicted model, not a curated record. The annotation marks the transcript as partial. Lineage: Eukaryota; Perkinsozoa; Perkinsida; Perkinsidae. The transcript has 2 exons.